Striga asiatica is the source of this 537-nucleotide messenger RNA. Lineage: Eukaryota; Viridiplantae; Streptophyta; Magnoliopsida; Lamiales; Orobanchaceae. The record is from the annotation of a GenBank genome assembly.
AUGGGCCAGAAGUGUCCUUUAGAGGGUCACCAACAGUAUCUCCAAUCACAGCUGCCUUAUGUGCAUCCGAGCCUUUUGGACCAAGACUACGAGCAUGUUCUGAAGCACCAGCCUGUUCUUGCCAUUAGUGCCCUCCAUAAGACCCGGGAUCGUGUUGAACUGCCUCCGCACUUCCUCCACCAUCUUCAGAGCAGCACUGCCCACACUCUUCAUUGUCAUUGCCGAGAACCAGUAAGGAAGCAUGGCUCCCACAAUCAGCCCUAUGAAUACCUUUGGAGUCAGCACGUCUACAGUCGUGAUGCCCGCACGACUCACAAACGCGCCAAACAAGGCCAGGGACACCAGAGCAGCAGACCCGAUUGCGAAUCCCUCAAUACCGCCAGCAUUGUCGCUGAUGGGGCCAUAAGCAUCAAUAGCCAAACCAGUUGCUAUAGUGCUCAGCAUUCCGAGGGCAGCCACAGCAAUACCGUACAUAGCAGCAAAACUAAAGCUUACGAAAAUGCUAAUUGCGAUGGCGAAAAUUGGGAUGAUAACUGA